AUGGUGAGCAUUGGUCACAGCAUGAUGGUAGAGCAGGAAGACAAAGUUCAGUCGGUAACAGAUGAAGAGGAAGAGAGUAGGGAUAACGAAGAGGCGUGGUUGGUUUACCUACCUCAUCCCAUUAGCUUCCUGUAUGAGGGACACAAAUACUGUAAGUCUAAAAAGAAGCCAGAUGAAAAGCUGCUGGAGAGUUCCCUGUUGCCACCAACACAGUACCCAAAGUUUUCAAGUCCUGAAGUGACAGGAAACAUACCAACUCAAUCCCUCUUAGUGUAUAUGGAUGGACCGGAAGUUAUUAGCAAUUCUCUUGGCAGCCAGAUGGAGCUAGAUGAUGCCAUGUCAGUAAAAGGGACCACCACUGCUCCUUUCAGAGCCACGCAAGAGAAGAGCAUCAUCCAAAUCGAAGGCUACACGCCCUUGGACUGCAUGUUCUGCAGGCAGACCUUCACCCACUCUGAAGACCUCAGUAAGCACGUGCUGCUGCAGCACCGGCCCAUCCUCUGUGAGCCCGCAGUUCUGUGUGUGGAAGCAGAGUAUCUCAGCCCUCUGGAUAAAGGCCAGGUGCGAACAGAACCCCCCAAGAACAAGAGUGGCAAAGAGAAUGAAGACCUGAGCUGUGAAGUGUGUGGGCAGACGUUCAGAGUUGCGUUUGACCUGGCGAUCCACAUGAAGAAACACAAGGACUCUUUCACCUAUGGGUGUCACGUGUGUGGACGGAGGUUCAAGGUGCCCUGGUUUCUGAAGAGCCACAUGCGAACACACAACGGCAAGUUGGGGGCCAAGAGCAAGCUGCAGCAGGGCUUGGAAAGCCCGGUCACCAUCAACGAGGUUGUCCAGGAGCAGGCUGCAGAGAGCAUCUCCUCUCCUUUCAAGAUGUGCAUGGUUUGUGGCUUCCUAUUUCCAAAUAUAGAAAGUCUCAUUGAUCACAGGAAGAUGCACACCAAAGACACGGCUUCCGGUGACAGCAGUCCCCAGGCAGACUCUCAGCAGGCGGGGAUGCCAGCCCCGAGAGACGAGUUCCUGCAGUUCUUAAACCUCAGACCCAAAGCUCAGCCUGAAACCGUGAAGCAGCCCACCGGAUGGAUACCUCAGCUCGACCCAGUCACCACCUACCAGGCCUGGCAGCUGGCCACCACGGGCAAAAUCGCCAUCUGCCGGGAGGCGAAGGAGCAGCCCAGGCAGGAAGGGAGCACCGACAACGAUGAUUCGGACAAAGAAAAGCUUGGAGAAGUCUGGAACGGGAGUAAAAGCCAUCCCGAAGGUUCUGCAAAGUCCAUAUCCAAUAAGAGCGGUUGUACAGGCCUAGCACAAGAUAAGGAGAAGCCUAGACAUGCCAACGGUGAAGUGCCUUCUGGGGACGCGGACCCCAAGUUGUCCAGUAAGAGUAAGAAGUCCACGCAUUGCUCUGAGUGUGGCAAGGUGUUCAGAACCUACCGCCAGCUGGUCCUGCACUCGAGAGUCCACAAGAAGGACCGGAGGACAGAUGCUGACUCGCCCACCAUGUCUGUGGACGGCCGGCAGCUGAGGAUGUGCUCUCCAGACCUAGCCAGCACCCUGGAUGAAAACGGAGCCACAGAUCGAGAAGGAGGCUCUGAAGAUGGAUCCGCAGACGGACUUCCCGAAAGCCUCCAUCUGGAUCAAAAUGAUGAUGGAGGCGAAAUAAAGCAUCUGACAUCUUCAAGAGAAUGUAGUUACUGUGGAAAGCUUUUCCGUUCAAAUUACUACCUCAAUAUUCAUCUCAGAGCACAUACGGAUGAAAAACCAUACAAAUGUGAAUUUUGUGACUACGCUGCAGCCCAGAAGACCUCUCUACAGUAUCACUUGGAGAGACACCACAAAGAUAAGCAGGUCGAUGUGGCCGCUGAGGUCAAGAGCAAAGGGAAAAACCAGGAAGCGGAAGAUGUACUACUCAUCGCCGACAGUGCGCAAACCAGAAAUUUGAAAAGAUUUUUCGAUGGUGCCAGAGAUGUGAAAGGCAGCCCACCUGCCAAGCAACCUAAGGGGAUGGCCCCUGCCUUUCAGAACGUUCUGGGCAGCACUGUCCUCUUGCCAGUACACAAAGAUACUCAGGAUUUCAAUAAAACUGGAACUGAAGGUAGUGCUGAUCAGCUAGGCAGACACCCUGCCCCUGCUUAUUUGGACAUGUUAAAGAACAGACCAGCGCCCGAAGCUCAGGCCAUCAACCUCCCUCGCAGAGCAGACGUGGCUGCUCCGCCUCAUCCUCACCCAGACGCCACUGCCGCCCACAAGGACGAGGCUGGCCUCAAAGAGAAGGCAGAGGUGGCAGCAGACAGCAGAGUGAAGCCCAGCAUGGACUGUCAAGAGAAACCUUUAAAUUUAACCCUCGGGGCGCUUCACAGUUGCCCGGCAAUUUCUUUGAGCAAGAGUUUAAUCCCAAGUAUCACCUGCCCAUUUUGUACUUUCAAGACCUUUUAUCCAGAAGUUUUAAUGAUGCAUCAGAGACUGGAGCAUAAAUACAAUCCCGACGGUCACAAAAACUGUAGAAACAAGUCUUGGCUUAGAAACAGACCCACUAGCUGUCCACCAGCUCUAGUGGGAGAAGACGUGCCUUCCUUGUCCAGUUUCCCCAAGCCCAAGACCACCUUCCCAGCCCAGUCCAAGACCCUGCCAUCCGAGAAGGGGAAGCCGGGCCCCGCAGGCCCAGGCAAGACCCCUCUGGCCUCAGGGACUGACUCUAGCACUUCAGCCCCCAGUAACCUGGAGUCGCACAGGCCACAGCCCAGCAUCGGGGCGCAGGGGGCUCCAGCCGCCAGGCAGCAGCCCUCGGAGAUGUUUGCUAAAAGCGGAGUUUCUCCUGCCCCGGAGAAGACCAAAAGGCCAGAGACGAAGUUCAAAGCCCCGGUGGUCUCCGUGUCCCAGCCCUCGAGCAGCAGCACCAUCCAUGGCUCGGCCGAUUUCACAGCCAAGCACGAAGGCCUGUGUGCGCCCCCGGGAAGAGACUACUUCUGUGGCCGCAGCGCAGGUGUUGCCGGCCUGGAGCUCGGAGAGCCGCUUCCCAAGAGGCCGAAAGCCGGGCCCGUGGUCCUGGAUGCGGAGCAGCCUGGGCCCCAGGACCGAAGGGUCCUUGACCUGCCCAAGUACCUGGUGGACCCCGGAACCACAGGGUUGCUGCCCCAGAAGUACGCGUUCCCGCCGUUGAAGGUGCUGCCCUCCAAGCCGGGGUUCCUGGCAUCAGGCGAGAUGGAGUCCGCCGAUGUGCUGACCUUACUAGCCCACGGCGGCCCGGGCCUCUACACCUGCGCCCCCGCGGCGCUGGAAGGAGAAAGGCCCGUGUCUUAGCAACACUGAUCUCGCAGCAUGCUUCAGAAGAGAAAUGAGAAUUUUAUUGGGAAUGCACAUUCUCGGCCAAAGGACAAGAAAACUUCAUUUCCUAUUUUGGGGAAGAAAGGUCUUGAUGGAUGGAUGUGUGCUCCAUAA
This is a messenger RNA of Myotis myotis, 3438 nucleotides long. RefSeq names its product zinc finger protein 217-like. Gene Ontology annotation, cellular component: nucleus. The record is from RefSeq and is a predicted model, not a curated record. Lineage: Eukaryota; Metazoa; Chordata; Mammalia; Chiroptera; Vespertilionidae. Gene Ontology annotation, molecular function: RNA polymerase II cis-regulatory region sequence-specific DNA binding; DNA-binding transcription factor activity, RNA polymerase II-specific. Gene Ontology annotation, biological process: regulation of DNA-templated transcription.